Molecule: messenger RNA, 5428 nt
Organism: Sinocyclocheilus anshuiensis
Lineage: Eukaryota; Metazoa; Chordata; Actinopteri; Cypriniformes; Cyprinidae
Gene: nfia
Product: nuclear factor I/A
Exons: 12
Coding region: 866-2440 (524 amino acids)
Biological process (GO): regulation of transcription by RNA polymerase II
Cellular component (GO): nucleus
Molecular function (GO): DNA-binding transcription factor activity, RNA polymerase II-specific; RNA polymerase II cis-regulatory region sequence-specific DNA binding
Source: RefSeq, a predicted model, not a curated record
CGCAUUUCUCUUGUCCCGCAUGUGUAUGGCUCUCGUGCCGAUAUUGAGGGCGCUGUGCUGAUGGAAGAGCCCAAGAGUUUGAACGGCAAAAGUGAACGGGAGCUUCGUCUCAGCGGACUCGAAUCGUGCGCUUGCUUCACUUUUUUUUCCUCUGCCUCUCUCUCUCCCUCUCUCUCAGGUCGAAACUAACCGCGACACAAGUGGCAGCUUUUGCAACAGGGGGUUUUAAGGAUAUUACAAUCUUCCUAAGCAUGCCGAACCCUCCUCGCUGCUCGUAAAUCCGCCUCAGUUUUGCUUCGCACCGCCACAUGCCUCACUGCGGAUGCAAGCGCGCGGCGCGGCGCUAUAAGAAGACAGCGAAGAAUGAACCAAACGCGAGUUUUAUAACGCAUCCGGACGACUUUUUCUAUCCUUUUUUUCUAUUCAAAUGACCGCAAGAUGAAAUAAUCGCUCCUCUCGGCGCUUCAUCACCACAGUUUCACUCAUGGCUCUGUGAAAUCUCCGCGUACUUCCAUCCAUCCGUCGUCGGGACUUUUCUCUAAGGCUGCACUUGAUGAUAAUGCCGAAAGUUUGGAUAUACGGCUUUAACAGUACAGUACAGUAGAUGUGUGUAACUCGAGGCGGGGUUAAAGUUCAGCUCUAUGGAGCGCUGAAGCGUCGCGCGCACUUCGCAGAGUUGGAAAUGUGAAAGCAAGAAGCAAGGCUUUAUUUUCCCUCUCUCCCUUCUUCUCUGUCUCUCUUUUUUUCUCUUUUCAUACACACAUAUACAUACACACCCCAUACAUUCACACAUACACACCCUCACACACACGCACACACACACACAACAUAUACAUCGCCAAUUCAAGAGUUAAAACCGACAGAUAUGUAUUCUCCGCUAUGCCUAACACAGGAUGAAUUCCAUCCUUUCAUUGAAGCACUGCUGCCCCAUGUGAGAGCGUUUGCCUACACUUGGUUCAACUUGCAGGCCCGCAAGAGAAAAUACUUCAAGAAGCACGAGAAGCGCAUGUCUAAGGAAGAGGAGCGAGCUGUAAAGGACGAGCUGCUCAGCGAGAAGCCGGAGGUCAAGCAGAAGUGGGCAUCGCGGCUGCUGGCCAAACUCCGCAAGGACAUCCGGCCGGAGUUCCGUGAGGAUUUUGUGCUCUCUGUCACCGGGAAGAAGCCCCCUAGCUGUGUGCUCGCCAACCCCGACCAGAAGGGCAAGAUGAGGAGAAUCGACUGCCUGCGUCAGGCGGACAAAGUGUGGCGCUUGGACCUGGUCAUGGUGAUUUUAUUCAAAGGUAUUCCGCUUGAAAGUACUGAUGGCGAAAGGCUGGUUAAGUCUCCGCAGUGCUCGAAUCCAGGGCUGUGCGUGCAGCCGCAUCACAUAGGAGUUUCCGUAAAGGAGCUCGACCUGUACUUGGCCUACUUUGUGCAUGCAGAAGCGGGGCAGUCUGAAAGUCCGAACCAGCCCAGUGAAGGCGACAUCAAGGACCAGCCAGAAAAUGGGCACCUUGGCUUCCAGGACAGUUUCGUCACAUCAGGUGUCUUCACCGUCUCUGAGCUUGUGCGAGUCUCACAGACCCCCAUCGCGGCAGGGACGGGGCCCAACUUUUCGUUGGCAGACUUGGACAGCUCUUCCUACUACAGUAUGAGCCCUGGGGCCAUGAGGCGCCCCCUACCCAGCACUUCUUCUAGCAGUUCUGCAAAGCGUAUCAAAUGCAUGGAGGAUGAGGUGGACAGCCCGGGAGAGGAGUCCUACUACCCAGGUCAGGGACGCUCGCCUGGAAGUGGCAGCCAAGCCAGCAGCUGGCAUGAAGUAGAGCCAGCUGGAUAUAAACUGCGUGGCUCGCUAGCUAGUUCGUUCAUCUCAAGACAAGGGAUGCCAUCGCCUACCACAUUAAAGAAGUCAGAGAAGUCUGGUUUCAGCAGCCUUGUGCCUUCGCAGACCACUUCCCCUCGAACGGCAUUCACACACCAUCAUCGACCUGUCAUUACAGGACCCAGAGCGAGUCCUCACGCCACGCCGUCAAGUCUUCAUUUCCCGACAUCGCCAAUCAUCCAGCAGCCUGGCUCGUACUUCCCCCACCACGCCAUCCGCUACCACCCCCAGGAGACGCUCAAGGAGUUUGUCCAACUUGUCUGCCCUGACAGUGGUCAGCAAGCUGGACAGGUGGGCUUCCUUAAUCCCAACGGGAGCAGUCAAGGGAAGGUGCACAACCCGUUCCUGCCCACCCCCAUGUUGCCGCCUCCACCGCCUCCCCCGAUGGCGCGACCCGUGCCCCUGCCCGUGACAGACUCCAAACCUCCCUCCACCUCCACCGAGGGAGGCGGCAACUCCCCCACCUCGCCAACCUACUCCACACCGAGCACGUCUCCUGCUCAGCGCUUUGUCAGCGUGGGCCCCAGAGACCCCAGCUUUGUAAAUAUCCCUCAGCAGCCUCAGUGGUACCUGGGCUAAAGACUCCCGACACGGACCUGCCGCUCCCGAGGUCACACGACCACCCCCUCUGUCUCCCAUGAGUACGACCCGCAAACAUGUACACCAGUCUGAACAGAGAGAAGCCACUUGCUGCCCCAGUACCGGACAGACCCACAGCAUGGCUCCAGCAGAACCCCGCCAAGCCCUGGAACAAGAGGAACCGACUCAAUGCGCUUACACCCACUUACUAUAUAUCUAUAUAGUCCAUAUGUAUUCUUCCAUAUGUAUGGUUUACAUGCCUAUAUUCAUAUAUAGUAGCUGUCCAGCUCUUCUGAGGGUGGAGCUCGAAAAAAAAAAAAGAAGAGCUUUCUUUUCUCGGAAACGUGCACGUUUAUUUUUCUUUUGUUUGUUUUUGUUGUGUUUUUGGUUCACCCUCACAGAUAGACGAGGAAAACGUAACAUGACGCAAUCAAAGAGCUUCCCGCUUCUGUGCCUGUGGUCUUAAAGUGAAUUCUAAGGCGUUUCCAACGCAGUCUGUGGCCAAGGGUCGCAAACCCACAACCACCCGGAGGUCGGAGCUCUGCCUUUCAAUCACUCGUGUUUUGACGGAUCAAUACGGUUUUCGUAUCGGUGAACGUUGGAGGUUUCGCCUGGGUCAGAUAUGCCACCAGCUAAAAAUCUCUAUUGCGUCUGCUGGCCAGGACCAUUUCCUCCCCUUUCCACCAUCAUCACCACCACCAUCAACACCAUGUCAGAUCAAGAACUUUCAAGGACUCAACCAAACCCAUUUUUUCAGUUGUUUUGUGUCAUUUUGGGGCAGGCGAUGAAGAAGUCAUGAACGGUGAUGUUUGAUACCAGGUCAUUUUACGGUAUGCUAACAGGAGAUCUCCCCACUUGGAGGCAUGUUCAUAUUUUGUGUUUUUCGUACAAAAAUCAUCGCGAUUCUUUCUAGUCUUCCUAAACCCCAGCGGAAGGUCUGUCACACACCAAGGGCCAAGUGAAGGUUCGAUCUUCCAUAAACUGCAAGAAAAGGUUAACCGUGAAUACUGAAUUGAGGAAAGUGCAAUUUUGUUGGGUAGAUGUUGGAUUGUUAAAUAUCUUUGUAAGAUAGAUCGUUGAAGCGAUUGUUGAAAAGUAUAUAUAUAAAUAUAUAUAUUUUUCUUCCUAGUCCGUUCACACCUCCAGGACUCUAAAAUAUCGGGGUACAAAAAAUAAAAAAAAACACGUAAAGAGGAAAAUAGAACAAAUAGCCUUGUGAGAAAUAAGGGGAGCUGUAAUUGAUUUUUCUGUUGUUGUUUUUUAUGUGUUUGUUUGCUUGUUCUUCGAUUGUUAGCAUUGUAGAGCAAAUAUCCCUUUAAGAAAUAUCAAAGUUUAAACAAUCAAUUUAGUUCAUUUCCAAAACGCUACAGCAAAUAUUUUAAUUUAACCGAGCACAUAAUGAAAUACGUAAGAAAAUUAGCCGUUUGCGAAAUCAUGAAUGAAAAAAUCGACUGUUUAAAUGCGAACGCAAGAGGCGAAAUACAGAACUAACUUCCUCGCGGACACUUUCGAAAGCGUCGUGCAAAAAUGUGAAGAUCCAGCUUCCCUCGCAUGCAAUUUUUGUUGUUUUUUGAGUUUUUGUUCGUUUCCUGUACGAAACAUAUAUAUAUAAAUAUAUACACUUACAGUCUCAUCCACCGUCGAUCAAAGCUCAGUAAAGUUUUUUUUUUUAAAUUAAAGAAAAUAAUCUGCAUGUUCUAGUCUUAGUGACAAAUUUUUACAUAGAUUACGUAGAGUUAAAGUAGUGUGAAAAACAUUGUAAUCCCAACAUCGGGCACUUGCCGAUCAAGUAUUUGUUUGGUCCUUUGAAAAAAGGGUAUUUUUACUGCUGUUCUCACAAUCAACCAGCUAAACAUCUCUCAGACUCUUCUUAGGUUGUCGUAAUUUCUAUAAAGUCUCCCUUCCUCCUUUAUUCCCGUCAGAUCAAUCGUUUUCAUAUGUACGCACUUCAUCGUCCCUUUUCCAACUGCACGAACAAUUCCACAUCGAUGUGCCUUGAGCGAUGGUCUAGUUCUGAGUUAUUGCACAAGUUGUAAUGUGGAGAUGUGAAUAUUUUUUGACCUUAUCACCCCACCUUCCACAUGUAGUCAUUUGGAGAGAGUCAAAUUAGUGCUAAUUGAUAAUACACAGUAUUGCUCUCCAUUUAACUACAUAUCGCCACUUUCGGUCGUCCGUUGCUUCGAAAGUCCCAUCGUUUACACUUCAAUCAGUUGAAAGUCAAUCAUUCGCCCAAGAAAAUGCGUAACGCGAAGGUUUUUGUGUCAUCGUGCCCUUUUUUCUCCGAUUUAACAGUAGUGUAUUGAUAUUUAUGGAUGUUGCUGCAAUUUCUAAAUGACGACUACUUCUUCUUUUUUCGGUCUUCCUGGAUUUGUUUUCGUUCCCAGAGAUGAAUAAUGAGGAAAAGAUUAAUAUGCAAUACUUGCUUGCACUCAUGUAGUCAUUUUUUAUUUUUUUUUUACCACCAAAGUGAUCACUUGACAGGUCAAGUGGCUGAACGUCAGUGUGUUUUUCAUGCCCAUGACACGAGAAAACGCCAUUGAUCAGCCUAACUUGGGUUUCACACAAACAAUCAUCAAUGUUUUCGCAUACUUUGUGUUUUUUCGGGCAAUCAACCAAGCCUUAAAAACGAGGAAACUUCCUUUCCAUCACAAACACACAAAAGCGAACACGUCCAGGACAAAAAAUAUGCCCAGUUUUUGUACAUUUUGACAAAGUUCCGUGUUAUAUUAAUUGUUUACCUGUUUAUUUUCUAUUGCAUACAUCAUUUAAGAAAAAAAAAAAACGAAUUAUGGGGACGAAUUUCCCAGGCAUAUGAUGUGAUGGUUUAGUAGUUACACUUGUGUGGGGGUUUUUUUUAGCGUGAUUUUUUUGUCAUUGUCCUUGCCUACCCUUUAGAAAUGAGUUGGGCAUUACUUUCUUAAUCGUCUGCACUAAAUAUAAAGUAAUGACAAUUGUGAUAAUUGAGAAAAAAAUACAGAAAAAAAAAAA